AUGAAGUUGACAUUGAUUUAUACGAAGUUGACUUGGACAAAACUAGACAAACUCUUGUGUUCUUUUGCUUCCUUUGUCAGAAAUGGAUAAAACAAUUGCAAUUUUAGAAAAGAUGACUUCUUGAAAGCGCAGAGAUGAUGGUAUCCAAGGCUUUUACGUUCCUUUGCUGUGUGGUUCUCAUCAAUCUUUCCAAUGCACAAGAUCAAACAGGAUUCAUUAGCAUAGAUUGCGGGCUACAACCGGAUAAUUCGAGUUACACCGAGUCUUCAACGGGUAUAGACUAUGUUUCGGACUCGAGUUACACGGACACAGGAACCAACAGCUUCGUGGCGCCCGAGUAUAGAGCAAACAUGAUGCAGAGCAUGUGGUCCGUUAGAAGUUUUCCAGAGGGAAGCAGAAACUGUUACACGAUUGGUGUUAACAUCACCGCCAAGUAUUUGAUCCGAGCAGCUUUUAUGUACGGGAACUAUGAUACAAGGAACGAGUUACCUGGGUUUGAUCUUCACUUGGGUCCAAACAAAUGGGACAGUGUUAAACUGGAGUCUUCCGAGCAAACAGUGUCCAAAGAGAUCAUAUACUCUGUCUUGACGGACACGUUACAAGUGUGUUUGGUGAAUACAGGGAACGGUACACCUUUUAUAUCGGUUUUGGAACUUAGACAGUUGCCAGACUCAUCUUACGCAACCAAGUCUGAAUCACUCCAGCUCUUUCAACGGUUGGAUUUCGGGUCGUCGACCAAUCUAACGGUCAGGUAUCCAGAUGAUGUUUUUGAUAGAAAAUGGUUUCCAUCUACACCAAACGGGUCUAAGCAGUUAAGUGAGCUGUCGACUUCUCCACCAUCACGCAACAGUAGCGGUAAGUUCCAACUUCCACAAGCUGUAAUGAGAACAGCAGUUAUACCGGAAACCACGGGUGGGUCUGUAGACUUUGGAUGGACUCCAGAUGAUCCUUCUCUUGAGUUUUACUUCUACUUGUACUUCACUGAACUUCAAGAACCGAGUUCCGGUUCUGUAGCAAGAAGGGAGUUCAUCAUUUCGUUGAACGGAAACAGUUUUGGGAGACCGUUUAGUCUUGACUACUUGGAGACCUUAGUCCUGUCCAUUUCAAAUCCUUUGUCAGAACAAAGCUUCCAGUUCUCUAUUAGUCAGACUCGAGAUUCAACUCUUCCACCUCUUAUCAACGCUAUGGAGGCUUACUUUGUAAACAAGCUUCCACAAUCUUCAACAGAUCAAAACGACCUUUCUGCUAUGAGGAAUAUAAAGUCUGCAUACAAAGUCAAGAGAAACUGGGAAGGAGACACGUGUGUGCCUCAAGCUUACACAUGGGAAGGUGUGAAUUGUACCUACAGUGGCACAAGCAUGCCUAGAGUAAUAUCUUUAAACUUAUCAUCAGCCGGAUUAACAGGAGAUAUAGCAUCUGACAUAUCACUUCUUACACGGUUGCAAGUCCUGGACUUGUCCAACAACAAUUUGACUGGACCGGUACCAGAUUUCUUGGCUCAACUUCAGUUCCUGAGAGUUCUAAACUUGGCAAACAACCAGCUUAGUGGGCCUAUACCGUCUAUUCUCAUGAGAAAAAGCGGCUUGUCGAUCAGUAUCGAAGGGAAUCCAAGUAUCUGUGCUGCAGGUGCCUGUGAGGAGCUCUCACAAACCAAAUCAAAAAAGAAGAAGCUUCCCGGUUUUGUGAUUCCUUUAGUUGCAUCACUUGCAGGGCUCAUUCUCAUUGCUACUAUCUCUGCAGCUAUACUGUUUAUCUUCAUUAGAAAGAAAAAACAAGGUCGAACAGUUAACAGGACAAUCACGGCUUCUAGUAAUGGACCGUCAUUACUUAGAAGAGAUACUGGUUCAAUGCCUCGAUCAAUGCAGCGAAGAGAAACCGGUUUCACUACACGUCCAUCUCUACAGAGAAUAGAGAGUGGAAUGACUGACGAUGAAGUGAAUGAAACAGCAGUGGAUAGCUUUGAUAUGGAACCGGCAAACAGAAAGUUUACAUAUGCAGAGAUUGUGAAUAUCACAAACGGGUUCGAGAGAGAUCAAGGGAAAGUAGGGUUUGGGAGAAACUACCUCGGACAGUUAAAUGGUAAAGAAGUGACUGUCAAGGUUGUGUCUUCAUUGUCUUCUCAAGGCUACAAACAAUUAAGAGCAGAGGUCAAACACCUUUUCAGAAUUCAUCACAAGAACCUUAUAACCAUGCUUGGUUAUUGCAAUGAAGGCGAUAAACUGGCGGUUAUCUACGAGUACAUGGCUAAUGGAAACUUGAAACAACACAUCUCAGAGAGCAGUCCAACUGUGUUUAGCUGGGAAGAUAGACUUGGAAUUGCGGUAGAUGUUGCACAAGGACUUGAGUAUUUGCAUACAGGCUGCACGCCACCGAUCAUUCACAGAAACGUCAAGUGCACAAAUGUAUUCUUAGAUGAAAACUUCAACGCCAAGUUAGGUGGUUUUGGCCUCUCGAGAGCGUUUGAUGCAGCAGAAGGAAGCCAUAUGAAUACAGCCAUAGCCGGGACACCUGGAUAUGUCGACCCUGAGUAUUACACAUCAAACAUCUUGACAGAGAAGAGUGAUGUGUACAGUUUCGGUGUUGUUCUAUUAGAGAUCGUUACUGCCAAACCCGCGAUCAUAAAAGAUGAGGAAAGGAUGCAUAUAAGUCAAUGGGUUGAGUCUUUGCUUCAUCGAGAAAACAUUGAAGAGAUUCUUGACCCUAGCCUUUGUGGAGACUAUGAUUUAACCUCUGCGUUUAAGACCGUUGAGAUCGCUGUGGCUUGCGUUUGUAGAAACUCGGGAGACAGACCUGGAAUGAGUCGAGUAGUGACUGCUCUUAAGGAGAGUUUGGCUGCAGAAGUUGAGAGGAAAAAGGAUCUGCCUGUUGUGUCAACAGACUCAGUUGAAGAUCUUGCACUUGGCUUUGGUUCUAAUCCACCUCCUCGUUUGCGAUGAUUAUUUACUGAUUUUGGUAUUUUAAUGUUUGGUCUCUGUAAAAAAAUAUUUGUAAUAUAUAUUUGCUUUUUGUGAGUUGGAGUAACAAAAAUGAAAAUGGUUGUUCAUAGAGGUUUUGAUCUUAGA
Messenger RNA from Raphanus sativus (radish), 3062 nucleotides. Its product is annotated as probable LRR receptor-like serine/threonine-protein kinase At1g51880. Lineage: Eukaryota; Viridiplantae; Streptophyta; Magnoliopsida; Brassicales; Brassicaceae. The record is from RefSeq and is a predicted model, not a curated record. Gene Ontology annotation, biological process: protein phosphorylation. Bases 135 to 2936 code for a protein of 933 amino acids. Gene Ontology annotation, molecular function: protein kinase activity; protein binding; ATP binding. The transcript has 12 exons.